This is a messenger RNA of Puntigrus tetrazona (Sumatra barb), 3013 nucleotides long. RefSeq names its product RAB3B, member RAS oncogene family (gene rab3b). Gene Ontology annotation, cellular component: endosome; synaptic vesicle; plasma membrane. Gene Ontology annotation, molecular function: GTPase activity; GTP binding. NCBI's taxonomy places the organism in Eukaryota, Metazoa, Chordata, Actinopteri, Cypriniformes, Cyprinidae. Gene Ontology annotation, biological process: regulation of exocytosis; protein localization to plasma membrane; protein secretion. The transcript has 5 exons. The coding region runs from base 310 to 963 and encodes 217 amino acids. The record is from RefSeq and is a predicted model, not a curated record.
UUGUUAAUGCCGAAGCGUUUUAAUAUUUUUGGGGGCCGCCGCGCGUUCCCAAUCCGAUUUGAAUCGUUUACACUGAGCGCUGAAUUAGACCGAAUUAGAGCCGGCUGCCCCGCCCUGCCGUGCACACAGCGCGCUUUCAAACAAACCCGUCGACAAACCUCCACAAAACCGCCGUCCUUCGCUAAUAUACGCGAUAACGCGCGCGUAAAAGCAGGCGUUUAGGACGCGUUCACGGCGUCGUCAGGUGCUGCAGCGUCCACAGACGCCCACCUAGAAGAGAAGCAGACGAGAGCCGCGCUUGCAUCCGAGAUGGCGAAAGCAGAUCAACGCUUUGGGCAGAGAGAUGGAUCUGAUCAGAACUUCGACUACAUGUUCAAACUCCUGAUUAUUGGCAACAGCAGUGUAGGAAAGACCAGUUUUUUAUUCAGAUACGCAGAUGACUCUUUUAGCAACUCAUUCGUCAGCACGGUCGGCAUCGACUUUAAAGUGAAGACGGUUUACCGGAACGACAAGAGAGUGAAGCUCCAGAUAUGGGAUACGGCGGGACAGGAACGGUAUAGAACUAUUACUACAGCUUACUAUAGAGGAGCCAUGGGCUUUAUCCUCAUGUACGACAUUACAAAUGAAGAGUCCUUCAAUGCAGUGCAGGACUGGGCGACGCAGAUUAAGACUUAUUCUUGGGAUAACGCUCAGGUGAUAUUAGUUGGGAACAAAUGUGACAUGGAUGAAGAGAGGGUGGUGCCUUUCGAGAAGGGGAAACACUUGGCCGACCAGUUAGGCUUUGAGUACUACGAAGCCAGCGCCAAGGAGAACAUUAACGUCAGACAAGUAUUCGAGCGCUUAGUUGACAUUAUCUGCGUGAAGAUGUCGGAGAGAGUCGAUACGGAUCCAUCCGUGGUCACCGGUGCCAAAACCACUCGGCUAACCGAUAAGCCGCCCCAGCUACCUCAGAACUGUUGCUGAUUUCCAUCUCAACUCAUCACUUAUCAGCAGCGGGUCCGAUGUUGUUUGAUGUUCUGUUUUAAUGGCGAUUGGAACCAACCUGGGGUGCGUUUCAUAGUGCGAUGCAUCGUUAGAAAAAACGUAACUUGCCAGUGACAAAAUCGUAGUAACGUGGUUGCGUCAUUUUAUUUAUCAACAGUAUAGAAUUGCCGUUAAUGCCGUCGCACACCGGAAGUGGAGUAAACUUCUGCUAAAUAAUCAAUUAGUUUAUAGUUCAUUUACACACAGAACCCUGUUCAUUAUUUUAAAAUCAAGUGAACACACUAUUUAAUUAACUUAAAAUGUACUUCUCCACAAUGUAACUCUGCCUACGUCCGACUUAAAAUGUUUAGUUUAGUCAACUUGAAAUUGCAUGUUAAUGUAAGCGACAACUGGAAUAUUUAAGUUAAGUCAGCCAGGUAACAUAUUAUUAAGUUGAAACAACAUUUUUUUACAGUGUAAUUUUUCCACAACCGUAGCAUCUUAACUAUUUAAUUUUUGGGUUUUUUUUUUAUAUACGAUUCAUCGCUUGUUUCCUUUUGCAGCGCCCUCCAGGGUUCCCGUACGCAUUUAAGCACAAAUAGAUACAAAAUAUUGUAUAUACAUUAAGGCAACAUUGUAACAAUAAUCUAUGCUUCUAACCACAGGAAGAGAGUUUCGAUGCUGUUCGUAGGAACCACGGUAUGGGGAAAAAAACGAAUCGUUGAAUUACGUUGAUAACGACUGAACAUGCGACCACAGUUGGCUAACAAUGCCUCGGGAAACGCACCCUUGUUUGUUUGUAGCUGUCAAACACGUGAAGUAGUUCAGUAAUAAUAGUACACUUUGAACUUAAUCAGUCCAUAGGAAACUCAAAGCAGGGACUAGAGCAAAGCACAAAAACUACUACUUGGCUCUCAGAACUUCAGUGUUCACUGCCGAAACUAGAUUUAAAACACAAUCUGUUAUGGCACAAUCUUAAUAAUCUUAUGAAUUAUAUAUUGAGUGUAGUAUACGAGUACUUUUAAAGGAUAGUUCACGCAAAACAAGUAAAAAUUCUGUCGCUUUUUACCUCAUUCUCAAGUUGUACCAAACUUGUAUGACUAUCUCUCUCCGUUUGUUAAAAACAAAAGAAGUUGUUAACCAAACAGUUGUACUACUAUGGAAGUGCUGGUUCGGACCGCACCGAUUUGGAGCAACGCGAAUGAGUAAAAUGACAAAAUGGGUGAACUAUCCCAUUAGUGAAAGUAAAAUGGUGGAUAUUUUGUUAAAAGGCACACAAAUAAACUCAGACUUUUGCAAAGAGGCCAUUAUGCAGUUUUCGGGGUGGUUUCGAUGCUUUGAUUUGAUUGGAUCAGAAGCAGACGCACGUUGGACUCCAUCUACGAACCGCUGGCACUUGCUUUAGCUGUCUUUAUGUCGAGAGAGAGAAAAAAAAAAGUGACGUUUAUUAACUUCAUGAUUAGGUACGCUAAAUAAAAUUCAUGUCUUACACAAAAAAAAAAAAUAUGAUAUCGAAUUCAUGUUAAACUUAGUAUUGUCAGAAACCACAUGUAACAGUUGUGUGUAAUAAUAGACCGAACACAAUCAGCACAUUUCAUAGUCAGGUGACGUUCGAAGGAUAGUCGUCUUCGCUCAAAAACCUCGAGCGGAACGUCGAGAUAUAUCGUGAACUCGUGCCAGGAUGUCUUUAUAUUUCAGAAACUUGUAGCAAAUCCUCGUGGGUUCGUGUGUGUAUAAUCUACUUUGGAUUUUUAUCAAGUGACGUACGAGUGUUUUAUGUAACUAUAGUCGAAAAUUAUUCGAAAUGAGAUAUUUUUAAUUCCGAUGCCAUAGGCCACUUUUUGUUUUCCUUGAGUAGAUAUUUAUUUUUAUGCUGCUGGAAUAUAUAUAUAUAUAGGCUAGUUGUACCUUUGCUGUCAGUGUAUUUUGAUUUGUAGACAAUUUGCACUGGGGCGUACAGUGAUUGUACAGUUGUGAAUGUUACUUUUAGAUGCAAUUUGUAACAAUAAAAGCACAAAUCACAUAUAAUAAAGGUAAUAUUUAUGUGCCA